AAUUUGGACUUAUUGGAUGUCAAAGUGCUUAUCCAAAUUACUGGCCGAUUUUCCAACAAAGAUAAAGCUAUCGAAAAAGCUGAUGAAGUCCAUCAACGUAUUAUUGAUGAUGGUGUAUCUUUGAUAAUCGAAGAAAAACUUAAUGGUAAAGAUUCAGUUUAUACUUUAUCAACAGAAAUUCUCACAGAAGAAUCAACUCAAGAGAUAAGUCGAGGUUUAAAAGUAGUUGAAGAAGCUGGUUAUAGAAUCUCAGUGAAAGUCGGUGUGCUAGAAGUUCCAGCAUUGCCGAAAUCCGAAACAGAAGAUAUAUCUAGUUCUGUUACUGAAGAACUUAUGGAUAACAAAUCGAAAUUAAUAGAAUCUGGUCCGAAUGAGAAGGCUAUACAAGUUGCCGU
Dentiscutata erythropus is the source of this 395-nucleotide messenger RNA. Lineage: Eukaryota; Fungi; Glomeromycota; Glomeromycetes; Diversisporales; Gigasporaceae. The record is from the annotation of a GenBank genome assembly.